AUGCCUCGAAAGUCAAGGGCGGCCGCCCAGGCGGCUGCGAAGUUGAUCAAAAAUGUACCAACACUUCCAGAUGGGUCUGAUGAGGAGAUGAUUGACGCGCCUUCUUCCCAUCAUUCCUCACCCGAACCCGAAAAAGAAAGUUCCCCAGAGAAAGAUCCUGAGCUCGAGGCUGAACCUGAAGCCAAAGCCGAAAGCGCGGAAGUUCAGCCUCGCGAAAUUACAACUACACCCAAGCCCGAAGAGGAAUUGAGUGUAUCGACCCCCGCAGAAGACUCAAUUAUCCCCGAUACCGACAAUACGCCUUCCUAUGGUCCUGGCCGCCCGUCACUUCCACCCCGCGGUAAACGUCGCAUCGGUCGUCCACCUAAGAACCCUCGGCCUGAAUGGGAUGCGCCUGACGGCGAGACACCACUUCGAGUAACUACCCCAGUGAAACGACGCCGUGGUCGCCCUGCUGCUAGUGGCGGACGCUGGGCGCGCAACCGUGGACCUUCCCAUCUCACACAGGUUCCUGUCGACAAAGAAGGAAACAUGAUGGAUGUGAUUAACGACGAGGUGUCGAUCCCACCCGACCCAAUUGGCGCCACCAAGGUCGACGAGAAUGGUCAUCUCCAAGGUGGACGUGAGUACCGAGUCCGUACCUUCAAGAUCCUUGGCCGUGGAGACCGUCUCUACAUGUUGUCGACUGAACCCGCCCGUUGCAUUGGUUUCCGUGACUCCUACCUGUUUUUCCAGAAGCACAAGAUGCUUUACAAGAUCAUUAUUGACGAUGAUGCCAAGCGUGAUUUGAUUGAACGCGAACUCAUCCCCCACUCCUACAAAGGACGUGCCAUUGGUGUCGUGACCGCGCGAUCUGUGUUCCGCGAGUUCGGCGCAAAGAUCAUCGUCGGCGGCAAAAAGAUCACUGAUGAUUACGACGAGGCCGCUGCUCGUGAGCGCGGCGAUGUGGAGGGCGAGCUAGUUGUUCCAGAAGACAGACUGCCAGGACCUGGAGAAACUUACAACAGGAACCAGUAUGUCGCUUGGCACGGCGCGAGCAGUGUCUACCAUACCAAUGCGCCCUCGGUUCCUCUUGCAGGCGGAAAGCCAGUUGAUAUCAAGAAACGUCGCGUCCCAGUUACUGAUGACAACUGGAUGCUCGAGCAUGCCCGUGCUGCAAGCAACUUCAACUCGAAACUCGCCGAAAUGCGCCGUGCGAACCUGGGUGGAGUUUACGAUGUCCACACCAACACCAUGCAGUAUCCGAAGAUCAUGCAGCCUACUCACGCCCGCUGGGAGCGCGUCCCACCUGCUCCAGCGACCGGCUCGACUGAAUUGACAACGGACAUGGACUCAAUGAACCUCGCCAACGGAAGUUCCCCUGCCCCCGGAGAUCCAAUCCCCCACAAACCCGAAGAGUCGCGCGAGGCUGUUACUGGCGAAAGCUCUACUCAACAAUCCACCACCACCUUCCCUCCUGUUCCCGCUCAUCUCCACGACCGCUACAUUAUCCAGGAUGUCGUUUACGAAUCCCCCCAGUAUUCAAACAUGGGCAUCCCGGGUCCCGACGGCGAUGUGCACGAUAUCGGCCCCAACGGUCUGGUCAGCGUCGCCAACCCCCAGCAUCCUGAGUUCAUGAGCCCCGAGAUCAUCGCGUUGCUCCCUCCUGAGUGCAAGGAAGCUCUCCUCGAUGCUGCGGCGCAGGAAGUUCAGUGGAAGUCCAAGUGGAGCACCGAGACCACGGACGGCGAGCGUACUCAGCCCACUAAGAGCUACGCUUGGUACCCCUAA
Molecule: messenger RNA, 1770 nt
Organism: Penicillium paradoxum
Lineage: Eukaryota; Fungi; Ascomycota; Eurotiomycetes; Eurotiales; Aspergillaceae
Product: chromatin structure-remodeling complex subunit RSC7
Exons: 3
Coding region: 1-1770 (589 amino acids)
Cellular component (GO): nucleus
Molecular function (GO): chromatin DNA binding
Source: RefSeq, a predicted model, not a curated record